Messenger RNA from Leptinotarsa decemlineata (Colorado potato beetle), 1604 nucleotides. RefSeq names its product Transmembrane protein 18 (gene Tmem18). NCBI's taxonomy places the organism in Eukaryota, Metazoa, Arthropoda, Insecta, Coleoptera, Chrysomelidae. The record is from RefSeq and is a predicted model, not a curated record.
UCUUUCCUUUUUAUAGGUUGCCAACACUGUUACGGUGGUACAAAGUGGCCAUUGGCAUUUGUUUUCUAUUUUUAAUCUGAAGUCAAAAAAUAAAUAGUGCUUCAAGUAGAGAGUGAAUAAUUAUUGACCAACUUUAACAAGUGAUCUAACAGAAUAUAAUAAAUUAAAAUGAUCGACCAAGAAUUUGCUGAAGUGAACAAAUUGGACAGUUUUCUUUGGUUUUUAUUGAACAUUGAAUGGAAGGACCCGUGGAUCAUAGCCCUGUUCACCUUCCAUAUUUCCAUUUUCAUGAUGGCUAUUUUGACGAGAAAUUAUGGAAAUUUCCAAGCUCUCUUAUUCUUCUGCCUACUGUUAUUAGUCUAUUUCUCAGAGAGUAUAAACAAGCUGGCUUCGACAAAUUGGAACAUAUUUUCCAGACAACAGCUUUUCGAUAGCAAUGGACUGUUUAUAUCAGUGGUUUUUUCCAUGCCGAUACUGUUGAAUUGCAUUCUGAUGGUGGGUAGUUGGAUGUAUCAAUCAACACAGCUAAUGAAAAACCUGAAGUUGGCUCAACUCAGGGAACAGAGGAGGAAAGAGAAGGAAAUUAAACUACAGAACAAAGCGAAGGAAGAAUAAUAGAUGUCGACAUUCUGCUCUAUUAAUAUUUGCUUAAGACGUUCUACUAAGAUUUCCACUCGUAUCAUCACAAAGUAAAGGCAUAAAUAAUGAUAGUUACCAUUCGUUUUAAGUCGCAACGCUAGCAAACCCCAGAAUUUCAGCAGAUCCUCGUUAGGUACAUGAGAUAGUAGAUCGGAUCCACUCCACAGUCAUUAUUACGCCUUUAGAAACUGUUGCUUUUCAUAAUGAAGAUUGAGAUCAUUCUGAAUCAGGAAGUUUUCUUAUAGCGACGAAAAAAAUCGGUGAUAGUGUACAGCCUUGCUGAGUACCAAUGUUUACGCUUUUUCCGAGAUUCCUGUCUGAAAUCAUACUAAACGAUUUUCAAGUACUUACAGUUAGUAGUUCGCAGAAUUAACGAAUCAAGCUGGGUAAAUGUAGCUUGUUUUAAUACGUUUUGAAGAAGUCGGAUACACAUUUAGGAUUUUUGCUGGCUAAAGCUCUUUGGAAUAAUGUUCCUUAUGAAAAUGUUUCAUACAAGUUUUUCAGUGUUCUUUGUAAAAUAGUUUAUGUGAAGUGUAUGUAUGAGCAUAUAAAGUUGGACCAUGGAUAAUGUUCAUUGAGCUUUCAGCCGCUUUGAAAUGUAGAGCAAGGAUAUUUUUAUCAAAGUGAUGAGCCUUAACAUUUUUAAGGGUUAUUUUUUGUUGGAAAUGAGUUUAAACAAAAAUAAUGUUGAAUUGGUGUGGAUUCAUGUCUAGCAGUUUCCGUAUUAAAUGUUUGUACUUUGCAUUUUUUUCAUACACAAAAAAUUAUUAUUUUUUGCCAUAAUCAGUAAUCUCGACUAAACUGUUAAUUCCGACUAGUCAAUUGAAAAGAGGAAAAAUGAAUUUUGUAUAUUUUUACUGGAUGUUGAACUUAGGACCUAAGAUUAUUUUUUAUUAUCACAUAAGACUGAAUGAUUACUGGAAAAUUUGUGUAUUGUAUAUGUUGAAAUAAAUGCUUUUACAGUU